This is a messenger RNA of Cajanus cajan (pigeon pea), 1652 nucleotides long. RefSeq lists its product as uncharacterized. Gene Ontology annotation, molecular function: hydroxymethylglutaryl-CoA lyase activity. Lineage: Eukaryota; Viridiplantae; Streptophyta; Magnoliopsida; Fabales; Fabaceae. The record is from RefSeq and is a predicted model, not a curated record. Gene Ontology annotation, biological process: L-leucine catabolic process; ketone body biosynthetic process.
UGGGCAAUCAGCCAGAUUGUAACAUAAUUGUAAUAUUUGUCCUUAUCCAAGUCAUUGUUGUUCAAUGUUUUUGUUUCUCUCCCUAAUCCAACAACACUCAUCACAAUUCUCAUUCAUCGAUUGAGUUUCCUUUGUUUUUCAAUGGCUAUGCAUAAGAUUUUGCAAAGGGGUCGAUUCUCGAACCGUCCUCCGCAACUGAUUAUUGGUUCUGCUGCUUCUCACACAUUUCCUGCUUCUGGGGCUGAAUCUCUUCAUGUUCGGGAAAUUUCAAACAAAGAAGUUUGGAAUGCAUUUGACAAGUAUGAUAUAAAAGGUUUGUCUAAAUGCCUGAACUGGAUUUCAAGGCUAAAUGGCAAUAAUCAUGCUGCCUCCUAUGUUGUAAAUCGUCAUUUUACAUCUGAUCGCAAUGAUAGAUACACACAGGAGUUCUCAAGUAAGCUUCUCAAACAUAUUCCAGACUAUGUAAAGAUAGUGGAGGUUGGUCCAAGGGAUGGAUUGCAAAAUGAGAAGGCUAUUAUUCCUACUGAUGUAAAAGUUGGGUUGAUAAAACUGCUGGUUUCUUCUGGGUUGCUUGUGGUUGAGGCAACUAGUUUUGUCUCACCAAAAUGGGUACCACAGUUGGCAGAUGCAACUGAUGUAUUGGCAGCAAUUCAAAAUGUUGAAGGUGCUAGGUUUCCUGUCUUGACUCCAAACCUCAAAGGUUUUGAGGCAGCUGUUGCUGCUGGAGCUAAAGAAGUGGCUGUUUUUCCUGCAGCUUCUGAAUCAUUCUCAAAAGCAAAUCUUAAUAGUGGCAUUGAGGAUAAUCUUGCUCGUUGCCGUGAUAUUGCUUCAGCUGCUAGAUCCCUCUCGAUCCCAGUCCGCGGAUAUAUAUCAUGUGUUGUGGGAUGUCCUCUGGAAGGAAGUAUUGCUCCAGCGAAAGUAGCAUAUGUGGCAAAAUCACUUCAUGAGAUGGGUUGCUCAGAGAUUUCACUGGGGGAUACAAUUGGUGUUGGCACACCUGGUACUGUCAUUCCGAUGCUCGAAGCUGUUCUGGGUGUUGUUCCAGAUGACAUGCUUGCUGUCCACUUUCAUGAUACUUACGGUCAGGCGCUUUCAAAUAUUUUAAUUUCACUUCAGAUGGGGAUCAGCACAGUGGAUUCAUCCGUGUCUGGUCUUGGGGGUUGUCCAUAUGCCAAGGGUGCAACUGGGAAUGUUGCCACUGAGGAUGUGGUUUACAUGCUGAAUGGACUUGGAGUGAAAACCAAUGUUGACCUUGGAAAGCUUAUGUUGGCUGGGGAUUUCAUCUGCAAGCAUUUAGGACGUGUAUCUGGUUCAAAAGCAGCAACUGCCUUGAGUAAAGUUACAACUCAUGCCUCCAAACUAUGACUUACUAAAGCUAGAAGUAAUGCACCUGCAUCAUAGCUACAUUGUUUGCCCACUGUUGAGUAUGUAUUUAUGUUGGUGUUCCCUGUCCCGUGGGCCCUGCCUAAAGAAAGAGAGAGCCAGCAAACACAAAUGUAAUGCUGGUCAGUUCUUCUUGUGUUGAGUCAGUUGAGUGACUUUGAUUAUUGAGAGACAUCACAUGUACUUGGGAACCAAAAUUAUAUAAAUGCAUACCAUGUCCAAUUUCAACACUUGUCUUUGACACAUUAACAAAGUAGUUGAAGAAAUCA